Messenger RNA from Taeniopygia guttata (zebra finch), 1971 nucleotides. RefSeq names its product cartilage associated protein (gene CRTAP). Gene Ontology annotation, biological process: peptidyl-proline hydroxylation to 3-hydroxy-L-proline; collagen fibril organization. Lineage: Eukaryota; Metazoa; Chordata; Aves; Passeriformes; Estrildidae. The record is from RefSeq and is a predicted model, not a curated record. Gene Ontology annotation, molecular function: protein binding; collagen binding. Gene Ontology annotation, cellular component: endoplasmic reticulum.
CGGCCCGCCCGCUCUUCCCUUCCCUCCUCCCGGCCCGGGGCCGCCUCUCCGGCCCUGCGGCCCGCCAGCGCCAGCGACGUGGUGCCGUGCCGUGCCGUGCCGUGUUGUGCCGUGUUGUGCCGUGGCGGUGGCGCAGCCAUGUGGGUGGCGGCGCUGGCGGCGCUGCUGGCAGCGGCGGGGGCGCAGUACGAGCGCUACAGCUUCCGCAGCUUCCCGCGGGACGAGCUGAUGCCGCUGGAGUCGGCCUAUCGCUACGGGCUGGACCAGUACAGCACCGAGAACUGGCCCGAGAGCGUCAGCUACCUGGAGGUCAGCAUGCGGCUGUACCGCCUGCUUCGCGACAGCGAGGCGUUCUGCCACCGCAACUGCAGCGCGGCCGGGCGGCCGCCCCCCGCACCCCCCGCGCCCGCCGGCGCCGCGCUGGAGGAGCUGCGCCUCCUGUCCGGGGUGCUGCGGCGGGCGCAGUGCCUGCGGCGCUGCAAGCAGGGGCUGCCCGCCUUCCGACAGGCGCAGCCCGGCCGCGAACUGCUCGAGGAGUUCCAGCGCCGCGAGCCCUACAAGUACCUGCAGUUCGCCUACUUCAAGGCUAAUAAUCUUCCAAAAGCUAUUGCAGCAGCUCAUACAUUUCUUCUGAAGCAUCCAGAUGAUGAAAUGAUGCAAAGAAAUAUGGCCUACUACAAAAGCAUACCUGAUGCUGAGGAGCAUAUUAAAGACUUGGAGACAAAGCCUUAUGAGAAUCUCUUUGUCAGGGCUGUGAGAGCGUACAAUGGCGACAAUUGGCGGACAUCCAUCUCGGACAUGGAACUGGCUCUUCCUGAUUUUUUCAAAGCCUAUGAUGACUGCAUAGCAGCCUGCGAGGGCUCCCGAGAGAUCACAGAUUUCAAAGAUUUCUAUCUUUCCAUUGCAGAUCAUUAUGUUGAAGUCCUUGGAUGCAAAGUGCAGUGUGAGAGCAAUCUGACACCCAUUGUAGGAGGCUUUGUCGUUGAAAAAUUUGUGGCCACCAUGUACCAUUACUUGCAGUUUGCAUAUUAUAAAUUGAAUGACAUGAAGAAUGCAGCUUCUUGUGCUGCCAGUUACCUUCUGUUUGACGAGAAAGAUGAAGUAAUGAAACAGAACAUGGUCUAUUACCGGUACCACAAAGACAAAUGGGGACUUAAAGAGGAAGAUUUUCAGCCCAGAUUGGAGGCAGUUCGAUACCACAACAUUACCACACUCCAGCUGGAACUGUAUGAAUUCGCGAAGGAACAUCUGAUGGAUGAUGAUGAGGGUGAAGUUGUGGAAUUCCUUGAUGAUCUGCUAGAAGUGGAGGAAAAGAAGGAAUCCUGAUGAAUGAAACCACCAUGAAGUAUUUUACAGAAGCAAAGACUCACCAUUGCUCCUUAUUAUUAUUUUUGAUCACCUGUAGUUCCAGUUAGAUAUACCUCAAAGGUGCUUCUUUAAGCUGCACCUUUUGUCCCAAGAUCCACUCCUGAAAGGUCACUUCCGUGCUGCACUGACUCUUCUGUGAGCAUGGCUUUUCACUGUGCAGAACUGGUGCACAUGAGUUUCCCCCUUGAGCUUUCUUUCCCUUACACAAACACAACAAAACAGAGUAUUUCUGUUUCCUAGGAUAACACUAAGGUUCCUCAUUUCUGUGCUAUUCUACUAAGUUGUAGCAGUACAGCUAAAUUCUCAAGAACUUUUGUCAGAUUAUGAACUGUGAAAGACAUAACAGUUCCUCUUUCUGAGCUAUGAAUUGUAUUAUUUAUAUAUAUCUUUCUAUGUGAUGUUGAAUAAAGUGAUAAUGAAUUCCAGUGCACCUGAAAGAUAUUAAGGUACAUCUAAAUAGCUGAAAUAAGGUGUUUAACAAAGCACAAUUAAUGGUCUUAUAAACAUUGCUUAAAGAAUUAUGAAAGCGGUGUUGAUCUUUCUUGAAAGCUAAAUUAAAUUCCACUGUGUGAAACUGAGAAUAAAAAUAUUUUUUUCUUCCUA